Molecule: messenger RNA, 894 nt
Organism: Vidua chalybeata
Lineage: Eukaryota; Metazoa; Chordata; Aves; Passeriformes; Viduidae
Gene: KRTCAP2
Product: keratinocyte associated protein 2
Exons: 5
Coding region: 16-810 (264 amino acids)
Source: RefSeq, a predicted model, not a curated record
CGGGCUGUGGGUAGGAUGAGCAUGGCACCGGUACCGGCGGUGCUCCCGGGGGGGUCCCGGGGGGGUCCCGGGGGGGUCCCGGGGGGGGUCCCGGGGCCGGCGGUGGGUGCGGGGGUCCCGUCCCCGCGCUGUUCCCGUCCCCGCCGCCAGAGGGCGCUCCGGGACGGCGCGGACUUGCAGUGCCACUCCCGGCCGCCGGAGGGCGCGCGCUGGGAGGGGCGGGGCCUCCCGCGCACGCGCAGUGGCGCGGGCCGGCGCUGCCGCCGUGUCCCCGCUGCGCGCCGGGCGCAGUGCGCGUGCGCGGAACGGCGGCACCGGGAGCGCACCGGGACGAGCCGGGGGCACCAUGGCCCGGUGCCGGUGCCGGUGCCGGUGCCGGUGCCGAGUCGGUCCCGGGGCGCAGCCGUAGGCACGGGCACGUCGCUGGCGCUGUCGUCGCUGCUGUCGCUGCUGCUGUUCGCCGGGAUGCAGAUGUACAGCCGGCAGCUGGCCUCCACCGAGUGGCUCACCAUCCAGGGCGGGCUGCUGGGCUCGGCGCUCUUCGUCUGCUCCCUCACGGCCUUCAACAACCUGGAGAACCUCGUCUUCGGGAAGGGCUUCCAGGCCAAGAUAUUCCCCGAGAUCCUCACCUGCCUCUUGCUGGCCCUGUUCGCCUCUGGCCUCAUCCACCGGGUCUGUGUGACCACCUGCCUCAUCUUCUCCAUGGUGGGUCUCUACUACAUCAACAAGAUCUCCUCCACUCUCUACCAGUCCACAGCGCCCGUCGCUCCUCCUGCCAAGGCCGUUGGCAAGGGCAGGAAGAGGAAUUGAUGUGCUGCUGCCCCUUCCUGGGGCAGCCCCCUCCCCGUGGCCGAUCCGGGACUCCCCCCUGCCCAAUAAAGCCAUUUCUUUGUA